Molecule: messenger RNA, 1635 nt
Organism: Racocetra persica
Lineage: Eukaryota; Fungi; Glomeromycota; Glomeromycetes; Diversisporales; Gigasporaceae
Source: the annotation of a GenBank genome assembly
AUGACACAGCAACAAGAAAUUCAUCCAACCAUUUACAUCACUCCCAUGUCGGCUGCGCCACCUCAGGAUAUGAAACAACCAGCUGUCGUUAAGCAUUUAGUUCCUCAUCCAUUAACCGCAGACUGUAUUGAAGAAGUGUUGAAUCAUCUUUUAGACAGUAGCGGAACUUUAUAUUCUUGUGCUUUGGUCAAUCGUCUUUGGAGUAAAAUCGCCAUUCCUUUAUUAUGGUAUCAUCCAUUUGGAAAUAAAUUGCAUGGUAGAAAAGCUCAAAUCAUAUUUGAAACAUAUAUUUCUUGUUUUCCUGAUGAUAAGAAAAAUAUUUUAUCCAUGAAAAAAAUAUAUUUCCAAACAUCAAAACCAUUAUUCAAUUAUCCAAAAUAUUUACGCGGAUUUGACUGGAGCAAUUUCCAAUUUGCAAUAAUAGAAUGGUUUAGUACCAUGCCCCAGCAUCAUGAUCUAAUUUCAACGUUACAAUCUAGUAAAUUUUUUAUUGCAAAUUAUCUUAUUAGUAGAUGUAGUGGCUUGAGAGUUCUAAGGAUCGACCUUGACGAUUCAACUGAAGAUAAUAAAUUAUUGGAUUUAGCAUCACUUCCUAAUUUUCGGUUCAUAUUUAAAAAACUUGAAAAACUUGAGAUUCAAUAUGAUAUAUGUUGCGAUAAUUGGAGGCACAGCAUAGAUAUGAUUUCAUUAUUUGCAACUAAAUUAUCUAUAUGUUCUAGAAAUAUUCAGCAUAUUUCUAUUGCUGAUAAAAACUUUAGAGAUAUUUCUUCACGGCUUUCUCCAUAUGUUUGUGAGGCAUUUUGGCAAUUGAUCAAGGUUCAAACGAAUCUUAUUACUCUUGAAGUCCAUGAAUUUUGGCAUCCUGAAAGAUCUGAGUUAUUUUAUAAAGCUCUUGAAUCUCAAGCUCGUUCAUUGAAGCACUUAAACAUCUCACAUAUUUCACAAUUUCAUCUUUUACUUCCAACAUUAACAAGUUGUACUAAUCUGGAAACUUUAGAAUUUCAAACCGUACCCGAUACAAAUAUGGAAACAUUGAUAUAUACAAAAGACUCGACAUCUCAAUUAUCAAUUAAAAAACUUUUAUGUUAUGAUAUCAAAGGGGAUCCAAAAAUUCAUAGACUCACUUUAGGGAUCAUUAUUUUUAUGACAAAUCAACAUUUAAGAGAACUUUACCUUCCAAUUGAAAUUAGACCCGAAUUAUUAGAUGUGAUUUGUCAAUAUUGUCCAAAUCUUGUAACUUUACAUCUUGUUUUGACAACACCGCUUCUUUUAAAAAUUCUUCCUUACAUUUCCACUUUGCCAUUGAAAUCUUUGGCGCUAUUUGACAAAGAUAAAUUAUCAUUUUCGAUAGAAUUAAUACAACAAGUGGCUCAAUCAUUUCCUUCUACGUUAUGCAAUUUGGAAAUUAAUUUUCUUAUGACAUCGCAAGGGCUACAAUAUUUUUUGGGAAAUUGUAAAGGAUCAUUGAAGAAGUUGGUAAUUCAUAAUAAAACUAUGAAUGAUCAAUAUUUGGCGGUAGUGACCCGUUAUGCAAGAGUUAAAAGAAGUUUGAAAAAGUUUAAGUAUGAUGGGAAGUUUUCUGAAGAAAUGUUAGAUAAUGCUAGAGUUUGGAUUCCGAAGAUUGAGAACAUUUAA